Messenger RNA from Diprion similis, 2546 nucleotides. RefSeq names its product PWWP domain-containing protein 2A-like. Gene Ontology annotation, cellular component: chromocenter; nucleus. NCBI's taxonomy places the organism in Eukaryota, Metazoa, Arthropoda, Insecta, Hymenoptera, Diprionidae. Gene Ontology annotation, molecular function: chromatin binding. The record is from RefSeq and is a predicted model, not a curated record. The transcript is spliced from 5 exons. Bases 132 to 2435 code for a protein of 767 amino acids.
ACGUCUCGCGCAUGCGCCUGAGAGAGCAGCGAUCCAGCUGUGCGUUGAGCAAUGGCGGCUUCCCCUCGCCCCGCGGCGGGCAGCUCGCACGUCAGUCCGACAGACCCGAGUAAUAAUUCUCACGAACCAAUAUGGCGGACUCGGGAGCCCCGACCGAGCUGGGUCUCGUUAAAGGUGAAAAAAUCCUCGUGAGCGUGGAAUCAAUGCUGCCAGACAUCGUGGUCGUGUCGUUUGAACACGGGACUAAAUUGUUUCAAGGGGCGCUGCUCGACGCUACGAAAAGACGAAUUACACACAAUAUCCGGGGAUGUUGUUGCAGAGGAUUGCCCUGCGGCGUUCAACUUCCGGAAGCAGUCCCCGGCGGAGAUGGAGACAAGUUCGCAUCGAUCGGAGCAAGGUUCAGUUACUUCCAAGAGAAACGCGCCGCGUUGCAGGUUAACACGCCGGCGAAGAUCGACCUUCGUAGGAACAUAAAUCCACCGGCGCGUUACAAAAAUGCCCGGCCGACGGUACGUCUCAGGCCGCGUCAGGUUCUCUGCAGCAAGUGCAGGUCGAUCUGUAACGAGAACAGCGAAAACGUUGACGUUAGCAGGAAGCGGAAGCUCGCGGAGGAAACCACGCCGACGAGACGGAGCGACAGGAGUCGGUGUCAACCGACGACGGCGAAGGGUCAGCGGAAUCUGUUCGCCGAAAACCAGACGGAAAACACCGGACCGUCGGCUACCCAGCUUCCAAAGGCACCCGGGCUCCAGUGCGGCAGUGAUUCCAGCAAAAUGAAUCCCUCCCUGAUACCGAAGCUCUCGAGGCUCCGUCCUAACGAGAUAAACGAGGCCACUCAGGCCGGCUGCGGCGACAAGGGAAAACAGCAGCCACAGAUUUCCGGUGGCUCGGGCUCCUCCUCCUCAUCCUCGUACUGGUCCAAGGACGAAGAGGACUCGCCCGGAAAACCGGAGGACGGUAGGGACGAGGCUGGGAAACGGAAUCGGUCGUCCGAAUUCGUCGGGAAUCCAUCGACCGCGUAUUCAGCCCGGCCAAGGCGCCUCAGCAGCUCCUCGGUUGAGAGCGCGAAGGUCCCUGACGAGGAGGACAAGAAGACCCUGGCAGCCGCCGACUCGACGAUGAGGGUAAGAACCAGCGGUGGCCGGGUGUCGAGGAAGAAGAGGUCCGUCGGUUCGAUGGAGGAUUUGUGGGACGAGUCGGUCUUCGAGGACCCCAGCAGGACGGCGAGGACGACUCCGGUUAUCAAGAUAUCAUUCGGCACGCAGGGUGAGGGGACUGUGAUGAAGAUACCCGCGAAGAUACAGUGCAGCCCAUUCGACAGGGACGGCGAAACCGAUACCGAGGACACCCAGGACGCCGGCGUUGAGUUGCAGGAGCGCGACCCUCUCGAACUACUCGAGCAGGCUCCGAUCGUCGACUUGACGCAGCUCGACGAGAACGAGGAGGAGCUGCGACACGAGGCUCAACUUCAGCAGCAGCUCGGCAUCGGAGGGGGAAAGGACGCCAGUGCAAAGGCGGCCAAGCGGGCGCUCAAGAAGGCGAAGAAAGAGGCCAGGAGAAAGAUGCUCGGUGGUGUUUCUCCGGCCAGGUCACCCUGCAACGGAUCGCCAAGGUACAACCCGACCUCGGACGCGCUUUCCUACCACCGUCGGAGGCACAAGGUAAAGCACAAGAAGAAGCAUAAGGAGGAACGAAAGCACAAGGGGGGUCAGGGUCAGAACGGCACGGUAGUCCAGCAGCAACAGCAGCAGGAGGAGGACGUGGUUGGAGGGGCGGUCGGGGAUCAGCAGCACAAGUGGAACGUACUUCCGGGGGAUUCUUACACGGCCAUAAAGGAGCAGUGUCUGAAACAGAAGUUAUCGAUAUCGCUGAAGAGGCUGAACACGAACGCGUACGCGAGGUGCGAUUACCCGGUGAGCAACGCCUCGUCAGGGUGCAAGAGUCCGGGCGCCAGUAGCGACGAGCUCAGCGAACAGGAGCCGGAAGUUGACGCUGGCGAAACGGCUCCGGACUUUCCACCCCCGGCGCAUCCGCUCGUGAUGCGACUCGCCGCCACCCCCGUAGCCCACUGCCUGACGGCCACCGGGAGGCGGAUGGAUGUCGGCGACGUCGUCUGGGGAAAGAUUCACGGGUUUCCGUGGUGGCCUGGAAAGGUGCUGAGCAUCACCGUGUCCUGCAAGGAAGACGGCACCUCGUCCGGGCCCCAGGCUCAUGUCGCCUGGUACGGAUCGUCGACGAGCUCUCUCAUGUCCUGCGAUCAGCUGAGUCCGUUCCUCGAAACUUUCAAGACGCGGUUCAACAAGAAGAAACGCGGACCUUAUAAGGAAGCCAUUAGGCAGGCACAGACUGAAGCCAGGAGUCAGGCUACGCCGGAUGAAGCCGAUAGCGUAUUGAAGGUCUGCGGAUCUCCCCGCGAAGUUAACGUCCUCUCGUGAAAGUCUGCAAGCCGAUUGUCGGCAACGAUUCUGCGAAGCAGCAACGCAAACGCUAUACGCACGCACAGAAUUAUCGUUGUCUUGUUGUAAAAUAGAGUAACAAAAGAUGAA